Messenger RNA from Mucor mucedo, 963 nucleotides. RefSeq lists its product as uncharacterized. Gene Ontology annotation, biological process: transmembrane transport. The transcript is spliced from 5 exons. Lineage: Eukaryota; Fungi; Mucoromycota; Mucoromycetes; Mucorales; Mucoraceae. Gene Ontology annotation, molecular function: antiporter activity; GDP-mannose transmembrane transporter activity. Gene Ontology annotation, cellular component: Golgi apparatus. The record is from RefSeq and is a predicted model, not a curated record. The coding region runs from base 1 to 963 and encodes 320 amino acids.
AUGGUCUUCUUUUUGUUGACUAUUCAGAGUUUGGUGACGGUUGGAUUCUUACAAUUCUUUAAAUUCUUAAACUUGAUCAAAUUCAAGUCGUUUGACGCCGAUGUAGCCAAGAAAUGGUAUCCCAUUGUUGUAUUCUUGGUAGCUAUGAUCUACACUGGCUCCAAGGCCUUGCAAUAUUUACCCAUUCCUGUCUACACCAUCUUUAAAAAUUUGACCAUUAUUCUGAUUGCGUACGGAGAGGUGAUUUGGUUUGGUGGAAGCGUUACUUCUAUGAUGAUGGUAUCGUUUUCCUUGAUGACAUUAUCAUCUGUGAUUGCUGGUUGGCAUGAUGUGGGUAACGCUCUGCAAUCACUUUUCGAAGUAACAACCGUGCUCUCUACUGAUACCACCAUGAUUGGUUACUUUUGGAUGGCCAUCAACUGUUUGUCCUCGGCCUCAUUUGUGUUGUAUAUGCGUAAACGUAUCAAGUUGACCAAUUUUAAGGAUUUUGAUACUGUCUAUUACAACAAUUUGUUAUCCAUUCCUUUGCUUCUACUCCCUAGCUUACUGUUAGAGGACUGGUCUGCUAGUAACUUACUGGUGAACUUUCCCCCUGAAGAACGUCAGGCACGUAUUUGGGCAAUGGUAUUUUCAGGUGUUUCAGCAUUUGGUAUGUCAUAUGCAUCUGCUUGGUGCGUACGUACCACCUCUUCAACCACUUACUCUAUGGUUGGAUCAUUAAACAAGUUACCUAUCGCUAUUUCCGGUCUUGUGUUUUUUGGAGAUGUUGCCACUGUGAGCAACGUUUCAGCGAUUUUAAUUGGUUUUAUCGCAGGUAUGGUUUAUUCACAUGCAAAGGCCUUCCCAAGCAAAGCCAAAAAAGAAACAAGUUUUACUAUUUCAUCCGCUUCUAGCCAAAGCUAUUCUGACGCUACCAAUGUGAAUGAAAAAAUCAAUAUCGACAAAAUUGGAAACCAUAAAUAA